This is a messenger RNA of Chlorella variabilis, 1044 nucleotides long. RefSeq names its product expressed protein. The record is from RefSeq and is a predicted model, not a curated record. NCBI's taxonomy places the organism in Eukaryota, Viridiplantae, Chlorophyta, Trebouxiophyceae, Chlorellales, Chlorellaceae. Bases 1 to 1044 code for a protein of 347 amino acids. The transcript is spliced from 3 exons.
AUGGAGGGUUCCGCACCUCGAGUGCGCUCCCAGAGCAUCGGCAGCAUGUCGCAGCUGCUGUUGGCGGGAUGGGCGAUGCUUGCCGACUCCUGCCCGGACUGCGGGGUGCCGCUCAUGCGCCACCCCGCCGGGUCGCCUCUGCUGUGCGUCAACUGCGGCCGGGAGACCACCACCGAGGCGUCCGCAGCGCAGGCGGCGCCAGCCCCAGCACCUGAGCCAGCCGAACCAGAGGAUGCGCCACGAGCAGUAGCGGCACUGGCGCUGCCGCAGGCCAAUGGGGUUGGCCACAGCGGCAGCUGCAGCGAUGAGGAGGAGGGCGAGGAGGCGGGGCUCCUUCCUGCUCCGCCGCCGCUACGCACCCGCCUGUAUGCCGCCCUGGCAGCAGCGCAGCCUGCAGACGACAGCAUCGGCACCAGCGGCGCGCCCCUCGCCGACUCGCUGCGUCAGGCCGCGCCCGCAGGCGCGGCAAGGCCGCCUGCGGCCGGGCCGCAGGCUGGACGGCAGCAGGGCCGCGAUGCCAGCAAGGAGAUAGCUGAGCUGAUGCUGGAUGGGUGGGCCAUGUUGGCAGACCACUGCCCCAUCUGCCUGAACCCGCUGCUGCGCUCGAGGGACCGCCGUGUCUACUGCGCCGGCUGCCAGCUGUAUGUGGUGCGGGAGGGCGAGGAGCAGCUCGGCGGGGAGGCACCGCAGCAGCAGCAGCAGCAGGAGGGCCAAGGGGCGCCAACGCCCGCCGCGGAGGCAGAGCAGGCAGCUGCCCAAGCCGCCCAAGGCGGGCUUGUGCGAGACAUGCAAGCUGCAGCAUUCCAUGCACCAGCCUCUGGGACGGCGCAGCUCCAGCUGAGUGGCGUCCCUGCCCUGCAGCAGCACUUGCCUGCCGUGGACGCUGCAGCAACGGCGGUGGCGGCACGCCUGGCGGCAGCGGCAGCAGACCUCGCAUCGGUGGCGCCCACGGCGGCGCUCAGGCUGUUGGCAGAGGUGCAGCAGUGUGCCGCAGCGCUGCAAGCGCUGGCCGACUGCCGUCGUAGCAUGGCGGGAGGGCCUUGA